This is a messenger RNA of Aphanomyces invadans, 1626 nucleotides long. RefSeq lists its product as hypothetical. The transcript has a single exon. Lineage: Eukaryota; Oomycota; Saprolegniomycetes; Saprolegniales; Verrucalvaceae. The coding region runs from base 5 to 1555 and encodes 516 amino acids. The record is from RefSeq and is a predicted model, not a curated record.
CGCGAUGAGGCGGCCAUCUCAUUCUGCGAUUCCACCGAGCAGCCACAUGAAGGGAUUCUUUGCCGUGUACAUGGUGGCGGCAGCCAUCUUUAUGGCCUCCGCCGCGCCCACCCCGAAGCCCACAGCCCCUCCUCGCGUCAAGGACGCAGGCAAAUGUGACACAGACGAGGAUUGCACACCAUAUCCGGGCACCGUCUGCGUGCAAUUCUCGUCAGGCGACUUUGUGGCCGGCAAGUGCACGCCCAACUAUGGUCAGAAACCUGUGUGCCGCGGGGGUCAAUCUGGUCUUUGCCCUCAGUACCAGGACCCGACGCAAGGUUAUGUGAACACACAGUGCGUCUUGGUUGACCAAACACAGCAGCCUGCCACCGACACGGACGCUGUAGUCCCAAUCAACCAAAAGACCCCUGCUCCCACUGACGAAGGUGCCGACACUUCACCUGUAGUUACUGGAGCGUCGAAACCUGCGACUACUGCUUCGGGAGGAGCUGUGACGACUCCAACGACGACAAAGAAGUCUGCGGCCCCCACUACCACAUCUGCACCUCCCCAGCCGCCCCUUGUUCCUGGAGCCCGUCGCCUCCAAGCUGCCACUCCCACUACAACAGGCACUACUGCUGCAACCACGAGCAAGCCUGGUACAACAGCUGCCCCCACGACCACGGUGAAGGGCGCGACCGCCGAACCCACGGAAGCUCCGGUCGACCCUGUGCCUGUAACGGACCCUGAUGCCACGGCCGCACCGACCAGUGCCGACGAAAUUACGCCCAUCAAAGCCCAGAAGUGUCCUACCGACCCUUCGUUGUCCCUGGACAGUCCCAAGUGCUGGUUCAACACCAAGUAUGGCAACCGGUCAAUCCUAGCGCAGUACCGCUGCGUCGACUACUCGAUGUGUUAUGAACAAUCGGCUGCAUCGCAGGAAUCCCAAAAGGCCAAGGAGGAGUACUGCCGACCCAAGGGCUGCGUAUCGGGCGACCGCGAGCUCUGUAACAACCGCGGGACCUGCCAGUCGAACGAUCCCGUGCAGCCUAUGAUGCCCCAGGGGUACUCGUGCCGUUGCUACGCUGGCUUUACUGGUCGUCAGUGUGAAAAGACGACUGGGCCCACGUGCGACGUGGACUGUGGUGUCGGUGGCGCGUGCAUUGACCGCAAGUGCCAGUGCUAUGAUCCGUACCAAGGCAAGGACCUUCGCUGUUCCAAGUGCACGAAGGAUGCUGCGUGUGAGAAUGGCAACAAGUGCAAUGUCGACACGGGCAAGUGCAAUUGCCUCGAAGGAUUUAUCGGACUCACGUGCGGCGGUAAGACCAACAACUGUGCCGGGGUCACGUGCAACAACGGUGGUCAGCCCUAUGACGGUGGCAAGGUCUGCACGUGCAGGUGCGCCAAGUGCGUGGGGAGCGUGUGUCCUCCGUGCGGUGGUGCCGACGGUCGCGACUGCUCUGUUGAGACUGGUGGGUGUCCUGCUGUCUUGAAAGCCGAAGACAACGCUGCCGGCGCCAUCCAAGGGACGUUGCUCGCCAUGCUCGUCGUGGCCCUUGCUGCCGUCGUGAUGUAAAUCUCGCAUCGUUAGUCUUCCAACUUGAAAACGCCUUAUUAUUUUUCGCGCCUGCGUUGAAUUUUCUCGAA